UGUGAGUAGAAGUGUCAACAGUUAUUAUAACAAUUCCAUCGUUGUAAAAUUUUGACGCUACCUGCUUUUUGGAUAUAAAAACAAUUCUUCAAGUGAGUACCGAAGCCAAAAGCGAAUGAAUGUUCAAUUGAAAUGGAGAACGAAAAUUCACAUCCGCUUGAUAGUUUUUGUGGUUCACAAUUUUGGAAUGAAACUUUAACAUGGAACACAACAAAUCCAGAUCUAACAGAAUGUUUUCAAAAAACCGUAUUAAUUUGGGUACCGAAUGCCUUUCUAUGGAUAUGUUCAGUAUUCGACAUAUAUUAUAUGUGUACAAGUAAAACGAAAUACAUUCCGUGGAACUUUUUGAACUUGUUAAAAUCACUUUUAAUAUUAGUUUUAAUAGGAUUAAAUUUUUUUGAAAUAGCUUUAAUUGUAUUUAAUGGCUUAGAUUAUGGUGCUCCAAACGAUAUUUUUGCACCGACAUGCAGACUUUUUACAUAUUUGCUUGCUCUAUGUUUGUUAUAUUUCAAUAAAGUUCGUGGUCUUCGUACAUCAGGUCUCUUAUUUUUAUAUUGGUUUUUACUUGCGAUAUUUGGAAUAGUACAAUUCCGAUCUGAAAUCCAGAAUAUUAAAACUGAUAAAGAUUUUAUAACAAUUAGUUAUUUAAUACAAUAUCCAGUGAUAUUAAUUAUCCUGCUCUUGAAUUGUUGGGCAGAUAAAGAACCGAAAUUUUCAGAAUAUGCUAAAGAUGAGAAACCAUGUCCAGAAAUCAAAAGCAGUUUCUUAUCAAAAAUAUUAUAUGCUUGGUUUGAUCCGUUAGCGUGGAAAGGAUUUAGAAAACCAUUAGAAACAAAAGACUUGUGGUCAAUGAAACCAGAAGAUCAGGCACAAACAGUCGUGCCAGCUUUUGAUUACUAUUGGCAAAGAACUUUACGAAAAAAUCAAAAGAUUCCAUCAAAUGCAAAAUUUAGAACUGGUUCAAAUAAUGUAGAUAUUUCUCCAAGUCAAAAUAAGAAAAUUGCAUCAAUUCUACCCGCUUUAUGUAAAGCUUUUGGUCCAACAUUCGUUCUUGGAUCAUUAUUAAAAUUAAUUCAAGAUGUUCUUACAUUUGCCAGUCCACAACUCUUAAAAGUAUUAAUAAAAUUUAUUGAAGAUCCAAGUGAACCCUUAUGGAAAGGAUAUUUCUUUUCGAUUUUAAUGUUAUUAACUGCUAUGCUACAAACAUUAAUUUUAUCACAAUACUUUCAUCGAAUGUUUAUAGUAGGUUUAAGAAUUCGAACCGCAUUAAUUUCAGCAAUAUUUCGUAAAGCUUUAGUAAUGUCAAAUAAAUCACGUAAAGAUACAACCGUUGGUGAAAUCGUCAAUUUAAUGGCUGUCGAUGCUCAACGUUUUAUGGAUUUAACAGCAUAUCUAAAUUUAUUAUGGUCAGCACCAUUGCAAAUUAUUCUUUGCCUUUAUUUUCUUUGGGGUAUAUUAGGACCAUCAGUUUUAGCAGGUUUAGCUGUCAUGAUUAUUUUAAUCCCAGUUAAUGGAUUUAUUGCAAAUAAAGUAAAGACUUUACAAAUUAAACAAAUGAAGAAUAAAGAUGAACGAGUAAAAUUAAUGAACGAAGUACUUAGUGGUAUUAAAGUUUUAAAAUUGUAUGCGUGGGAGCCAAGUUUUGAACAACAAGUACUUAAAAUACGUAAUAAAGAGGUUAAGGUACUUAAAGAGGCUGCUUACUUAAAUGCUGGUACAUCAUUUAUUUGGUCAUGUGCGCCGUUUUUGGUUUCAUUGGUCACAUUCGCUACCUUUGUAUUGGUAGAUGAAAACAAUAUUUUAGACUCAAAAACAGCUUUUGUUUCAUUGUCGUUAUUUAAUAUUCUACGAUUUCCUUUGAGUAUGUUACCCAUGAUGAUAUCCAAUAUCGUACAGGCAGGUGUUUCAGUCAAACGAAUCAACAAAUUCAUGAAUGCUGAUGAAUUAGAUCCAGAAAAUGUUUCCCAUGAUCCAAAAGAAAGUUGUCCAUUAAUAAUUGAAAAUGGAUACUUCAGUUGGGGUGAAGAAAACAUUCUCGAAAACAUCAACUUAAAAUUAGAAAAAAAUUCAUUAAAUGCAGUGGUUGGUUCAGUUGGUGCGGGUAAAAGUAGUUUAGUGAGUGCAUUUUUGGGUGAAAUGGAUAAAGUAUCAGGUCGUGUAAAUACAAUUGGCAGCAUUGCAUACGUCUCACAACAAGCGUGGAUACAAAAUGCAACACUCCGUGAUAAUAUUUUAUUCGGUAAACCAUUUGUACAAUCAGUUUAUGAUAAAGUGGUUGAUGCAUGUGCAUUAGUGCCUGAUAUUAAAAUGUUACCGGGUGGUGAUUCUACUGAAAUCGGUGAAAAAGGUAUUAAUUUAUCUGGUGGUCAAAAACAACGGGUAAAUUUAGCUCGAGCUGUAUACAAUGACGCCGAUGUAUAUUUCUUUGAUGAUCCGUUAAGUGCAGUGGACAGUCAUGUAGGUAAACAUAUAUUUGAAAAAGUUAUUGGACCAACUGGAAUGUUAAAACAUAAAACUAGAGUGUUGGUUACACAUGGUAUUACUUAUUUACCACACUGUGAUCAAAUUAUUGUAUUAAAAGACGGUCGAAUUAGUGAAAUUGGUACUUAUCAAUUCCUUUUGGACAAGAAAGGAGCAUUUUCUGAAUUUUUAAUACAACAUUUACAAGAAAUUCAAGAGAGUGAAAAUUCUGAGGAACUAGACGAAAUAAAAAAUACGUUAGGCAGUACUGUUGCAGCUGAAUUAGUACAACGACAACGAUCACGUAUUUCUGAAAGUGUUUCAGAAUCAGGGUCUAUAGAAAAACAGAAUGGUUCAUUGAAACGGCAACGUUCAGUGGAUAGUGGUUCUGGUGAAAAAUCAAUUGUUAGUCUACGUAAAAGUAGCCAAAAGAAAGAUUUUGUACCUGUUAUAGGAGAAAAAUUAAUUGAAACCGAAAAAGCAGAAACUGGCAGUGUUAAAUGGAAAGUAUACAGCCAUUAUUUGCUAUCCAUUGGAUUAUUUUUAUGUAUUUCUACAAUAUUCAUGAAUAUGGUAUUCCAAGCAUUUAGUAUUGGAAGUAAUUUCUGGCUAUCAGUCUGGUCAGAUGAUGAAGAACACAGUCAGGAGCGAAAAGGCUUAUAUCUUGGUGUGUAUGGUGCUUUAGGCGUUGGUCAAGUGCUAACAGUAUUGCUGACAAGUUUUGCAUUAUACUAUGGAACAUUGAUGGCAGCAUAUAAACUUCAUAACGAAGUACUUCUAAAUGUUAUGCGAGCACCGACUACUACAUUCUUUGACGUAACACCAGUUGGUCGUAUACUCAAUCGAUUUUCGAAGGAUAUUGAAACAUUAGAUAAUGUUCUACCACAAACUAUACGUGGUUGGAUUUUUUGCUUUUUUUCGGUAGUCGCUACGUUAUUUGUAAUAAGUUAUUCAACACCAAUAUUUAUGACAGUUAUAAUACCAAUUGGUUUAUUUUAUUAUUUUGUUCAACGAUUUUAUGUUGCCACAUCCAGACAACUAAAACGUUUGGAAUCAGUAUCAAGAUCACCAAUCUAUUCACAUUUUGGUGAAAGUGUUAGUGGUACACAUAUUAUACGUGCGUAUGGUGUACAAAAUCGUUUUAUCAGUGAAUCUGAACAUCGUGUUGAUUUAAAUCAAGUGUGCUAUUAUCCAAGUAUAGUUGCUAAUCGAUGGCUGGCUGUACGUUUAGAAAUGGUUGGAAAUUUGAUUAUAUUCUUUGCGGCAUUAUUUGCUGUUUUAAAUAGAGAUACAGUCAAUUCUGGUACCGUUGGUUUAUCAAUCAGUUACGCUUUACAGAUAACCCAGACAUUAAAUUGGUUGGUGCGUAUGACAUCUGAUGUAGAAACUAAUAUUGUAGCAGUUGAAAGAAUCAAAGAAUACGGUGAAACUCAACAAGAAGCAGCUUGGGAAAUAGCAGAAACAAAUCCACCAGCAUCGUGGCCACAAAAAGGUGAAGUUGAAUUUAAAGAUUACAGUGUACGAUAUCGACCUGGAUUAGAGUUUGUACUGAAAAAUUUAAGUUUCACUGUAAAAGGUGGUGAAAAAGUUGGUAUUGUUGGACGAACAGGUGCUGGAAAAUCUACCUUAACUUUAUCAUUAUUCAGGAUAUUAGAAGCCAGUGAAGGAUCUAUUAUAAUAGAUAAUGUAAAUAUAUCAGUGUUGGGAUUACAUGCUCUAAGAUCUCGACUCACAAUUAUUCCACAAGAUCCUGUCUUAUUCUCUGGUACACUUCGAUUGAAUUUAGAUCCAUUUGAUAAAUAUUCAGAUGCUGAUCUUUGGAGAGCUCUAGAACAUGCUCACUUAAAAACUUUUUGUGAAGGUUUAACAGCUGGUCUUAAUCAUGAAGUAUCAGAAGGUGGUGAAAAUUUAUCGGUUGGGCAACGUCAAUUAAUAUGUUUAGCAAGAGCAUUAUUACGUAAAACAAAAGUGUUAAUACUUGAUGAAGCAACAGCCGCUGUAGAUUUAGAAACAGAUGAUCUUAUACAACGUACAAUACGAACUGAAUUCGCUGAUUGUACCGUACUUACAAUUGCACAUCGAUUAAACACAAUCAUGGAUUCGGAUCGUGUAUUAGUUUUAGAUAAAGGUGGUAUUGUUGAAUAUGAUUCACCACAAGUAUUAUUACAAUCAAAAACAACUAUUUUCUAUGGUAUGGCUAAAGAUGCCAAUUUAGUUUAAUUUAAAAUAAAAAAAACAAACAACACACAUUUACACUCA
Molecule: messenger RNA, 4719 nt
Organism: Chrysoperla carnea
Lineage: Eukaryota; Metazoa; Arthropoda; Insecta; Neuroptera; Chrysopidae
Gene: MRP
Product: multidrug resistance-associated protein 1
Exons: 17
Coding region: 133-4680 (1515 amino acids)
Biological process (GO): transmembrane transport
Cellular component (GO): membrane
Molecular function (GO): ATP binding; ABC-type transporter activity; ATP hydrolysis activity
Source: RefSeq, a predicted model, not a curated record